UCCUGAAGACCGUCCCACUACAAGGGUAGCAUGGGAGAGCAGAGCAGGACGUGACAGAAAGGAGGAUAGGGCAGGACGAGAGAGGACGGAUGAUAGGCCAGGACUGAUGCAGGAGAGGAUAGGACGGGAUAGGGUUGCUUCAAUCAGCAGUGCAGGAUCCCCAGGCAGAAGGUCAAAUUCUCCACAUAAUAUGGCGAUAGAGACUUCAUUUUGCGGUGGAAAACCUAUCCCAACCCCAAGCCUUGAUCUGGCAGGAGAAACAGUUAGCAUUGCCAGCUCAGAUGAUGGACCGGAACGGGAUUUGAUUGAAGAAAUAAAUCGAAGAACUCAGUUUCCUAUUGUAAAGCAGGAUUCCUACAGUCAUGCUAUCUAUCAUGCGACCAAAACUACUAGGCGAGAUGUCAGAAAACAAGGAAGCUAUGAGCAGGCUGUAGAGAGUGGAGUGGUUAAGGAUAUUGCUAUGCGAAGAACAAAAAGAAUUCUGAAAUACAGAAAACAAGAUUCAUAUCAGAGGGCUAUUGGAGGAUCUUUCGAGGAUGAGCAUAGUAUUCGAGAAGAUGGAUCUGCAGCUAGGAUCCGGAAACAGGAAUCAUAUCUCAAGGCAGUCGGAGAAGUUUCACCUGAUACAGAGAUAAAAGACCUGGAUGGAGCGGUAGAGGUUCAAACUUCAGGAUUAUGCAAACAAGACUCUUACAUUGAAGCAAUUAGGCGUUCAAGAUCCCCUUUUAAUGAUGAAAUCAGUAGUCGUUCUAGCAUCCUAGGACCAUUGCAGGAAGACAGCUCUUCAAGAAAGCCAACCUUCAGGCUUGGAGAUGAUGGUACACCUCAUGUAACACCUUUAGUUUCCCCUCGUCACAGUCAAAUCUGUAUACCUCCAACCACUAACAAUAAUCUUAGAAUGAGGAAACAAGACUCAUAUACCAUGGCCCUGGAAGAAGAAAGCAGUGAUGAGGAUUACAUUGAUAAAGAAAUCAACAGAAAGAUUGCCUUGAAAAGAACUGAAUCUGUGAAAACAGUUGUUAAGGAAUGUAUAAAUGAAAAUGAAGAUAUACUCUUUAGAAUUAAGCGAAGAAACAAAAGAGAACAAGAAGCAAUUGAUAAGCUAAAACUUGAGAAGUACAAUGCCUUAAAUACUAACAAAACUCUACAGGAUUCAAAUGCAAAUAUAAGUUCAGUUGACACACCUACGGAUGACAAUGGUGUAUAUAGAGAAUCUUCUGAGACUGAAGAAGAGAUCAAAGCAGCAGUCUUGAUACAAUCUAUUUUUAAAGGAUACAAAACAAGAAAAGAAAUUGGAGGCCUCAAAGCUUUUCUUUGUAAUAUGACAGAGCAGAUAAAUGAAGAAGACUUAAUGAAUGGAUCCAAUGAUAAAAAUGCUGCCAUGAAACGAAGACAAGAUUCUUAUUUGGCAGCACUAGACAGCCCAACAGACAGUAAUGGAGACGAACCUGAUCCUCAAGUAAGAUCAUGGAAGAAAAGGCAAGAAUCGUACCAGGCUGCUAUGCAUGAAGAGGAAGAAGAGAAUCCUAUUUUGAUGAAUCAACCUCUAAACUGGAAAAAAAGACAAGAUUCAUACUUGUUAGCUGUUGAAAUACCAGUUGAGGUAAUUUUGACAAAUCAAAAUCAAGUGGAGAAUGCUCGAAGUUUGGGAACAAGACAAGCAUCUUAUCAACAAGCAAUUGAGGAUGAAUUGGAAAGUGAUGGUGGGGCAACAGUUGUUGAGAUUAUAGAAAACAAUGAUCAGCCAGAGGACAAGAAAAAGAAAAAGAAUGUAAGACAAGAUUCAUAUCAGCAAGCAAUAGAGUCUACACUAGUAGAGCAGAUUAGUAAAGAUGUUCAACCUGUUCAAGAGGCUUCCAAAGAAAAUUCAAGCAACUCUUCUCUUAAACCAGAAACACAAAUAGGAGAUAAGUUGAACAAAUUUGUUGCUAAAAAACAAUCUAAAAGCCCAAGGCGAAGAGCAGAAGCAUAUCCAAGGCCACAGUCCAGUUCCUCUGAUGAGGAAAACAAGCAUGUUCAGCAAAAACGGACACCUCGCUCUAAAGUCACAAAGAGAUCUAUGGAAAAAAGCUCUGAAUCCAUGGAAAUUUCUGCUGUUAAGGGAAUAUCUAAAUUUUCUGAGGCAGCCAAUCUUUUGAAUGCUGCUAUCAGAAUUCAGUCUGCCUAUAGAGGAUUCAAAGCUCGUGAAGAGAUAAGGGAGCACCAUGACAGCAUUGAUAUCCCUGAUGAUGUACCUGUAAGAAAAUUUAUAAAGAAACCUAAUAAAAAGCCUGAAAAGAAAAGAAGAGCUGCAUGGACAGAUGUAGUUGAAGCUGUUAUUACAAUACAACGUGCAUACAGAAACUACCAAAAAAUAAAGAUACUGAGAGAAGUUGGUGUUGUUGAUGUACAAAGUGCUGAGAAAGCAAUAAUAAAAAUUCAGUCACAAUUUAAGGGAUUCCAAACUAGGAAAGCAUUGGAAGGCAUAAAACCCAUAUUACAAAAGCAUACUGCAAAAAUUGUUGAGAAACCCAAACCUACAAAACCAGUUAAAAUUGCAACAGGUUUACAGCAGUCCAGACCAAAUCAAUCCAUAAAUGUAGUUCCUAAAACUGGCCCAGCCAAACCAGUUUCGAAACCAACCUCAUCAGCAAUCAAAAGUUCAAAACAAGUCAAGACCCAAGUUAACCCUGCUACUGUAAAAGGCAAUUCAAAGGAAGUUAAACUUUCAACAGUAAAAGAUGCUAAAACAGUAGUUAAAACUCAAGUUAAUUCAAAAGCUUCAAAAAUUAAUGUUAAAGACAUUAAAAUGGCUGAAAGUUCUACAAUAAAGAAAAGGCCCAUUCGAACUGCAACUUAUACAGUAGAAACACCAGUUAUUGGUAAACCUGGAAGAACUGAAAAUGAAAUUCCUGACUUAACAGAUUCAGAUGUUAUUGAUGCAACUAAGAAAACUCAAAUUGCCUAUAAGGGAUUUAAAACCAAAAAAGAACUUAAAGAUGCAGGAGAAGAUCUACCUGAUCUUGAUGCAGCUGAUGUUGCUGCAGCAACUGUAAAGAUUCAAGCAGCUUUUAAAGGGUUUCAGGCUAGGAAGAUGAUAAAGAAACAAAAGGAUGUCCUCCCAAACCUAAAUUGUGCUCAGGUUAAAGAUGCUACAUUAAAAAUUCAAUCUGCAUACAGAGGUUUCAAAACAAGAAGAGAUCUAAAAGAGUCUCGAGAGGAUUUUUCUGACCUAAAAGCAGCUGAUGUUGCAGCUGCAACCAUAAAAAUACAAGCUGUUUUUAAAGGAUACAAGGUCAGAAAGAUGGUCAAAGAGCAUAAAGAACAACUACCUAAUCUUAACUGUGCACAGGUACAAGAUGCUACAGUAAAGAUACAAUCCGCGUACAGAGGAUUCAAGACCAGGAAAGAGCUAAAAGAGUCUGGAAGUGACCUACCAGAUCUCAAAGCAGCUGAUGUUGCAGCAGCAACAGUGAAAAUACAAGCUGCUUUUAAGGGAUAUAAAGCUCGAAAAAUGGUUCAAGAGCAUAAAGAACUUCUUCCAAAUCUUAAUUGUGCACAAGUACAAGAUGCAACUUUAAAGAUACAAUCUGCUUAUAGAGGGUUUAAAACCAGAAAAGAGCUGAAUGCUUCAGGCGAAGAUCUGCCUGACUUGAAUGCUGCUGAUGUAGCAGCAGCCACUGUCAAAAUACAAGCAGCGUUUAAAGGAUACAAGGCUAGAAAAAUGGUGAAAGAGCAAAAGAAACAACUGCCAAGCCUAACCUGUAACCAAGUACAAGAUGCAACCCUGAAGAUACAAUCUGCGUACAGAGGUUUUAAAACAAGAAAAGAGCUAAAGGCAACAAUGGAUGAUUUGCCUGACCUUAAAGCUGCUGAUGUUGCUGCUGCUACUGUUAAAAUACAAGCUGCUUUUAAAGGGUAUAAGGCUAGAAAAAUGGUUAAAGAGCACAAAGAAGUGCUACCAAACUUGAAUUGUGCACAAGUAAAAGAUGCAACAAUAAAGAUACAAUCUGCAUACAGAGGUUUUAAAACUAGAAAAGAGCUAAAGGCAUCUGGGGAGGAUUUGCCAGACCUUAAAGCUGCUGAUGUUGCCGCUGCUACAGUUAAGAUCCAAGCUGCGUUUAAGGGAUAUAAGGCUAGGAAGAUGAUUAAACAACAUAAGGAAGUGCUACCGAACUUAAAUUGUGCGAAAGUAAAAGAUGCAACAUUAAAGAUCCAAUCUGUAUACAGAGGUUUCAAAACAAGAAAAGAGUUGAAGGCGAGUGGUGAAGACCUUCCUGACCUGAAUGCUGCAGAUGUAGCAGCAGCCACUGUCACCAUACAAGCUGCUUUUAAGGGGUAUAAGGCAAGAAAAAAGGUUAAAGAAUAUAAGGAAGCUAUGCCUAACUUGAAAUGCGCUCAAGUGCAAGAUGCAACAUUGAAGAUUCAGUCUGCAUACAGAGGUUUCAAAACCAGAAAAGAGUUGAAGGCCAAUGGUGAAGAUCUUCCUGACUUAAAUGCUGCUGAUGUAGCAGCAGCUACUGUCAAAAUACAAGCAGCAUUUAAAGGAUACAAGGCUAGAAAAAUGGUAAAAGAGCACAAGGAAGUGCUCCCAAACUUAAAUUGUGCACAAGUACAAGAUGCAACAUUGAAGAUUCAGUCUGCAUACAGAGGUUUUAAAACAAGAAAAGAAUUGAAGGCAAAUGGAGAAGAUCUUCCUGACUUAAAUGCUGCUGAUGUAGCAGCAGCUACUGUCAAAAUACAAGCAGCGUUUAAAGGAUACAAGGCUAGAAAAAUGGUAAAAGAGCACAAGGAAUUUCUCCCAAACUUAAGUUGUGCACAAGUACAAGAUGCAACAUUGAAGAUACAGUCUGCUUAUAGAGGGUUUAAAACCAGGAAGGAGUUGAAGGCCAGUGGUGAAGACCUUCCUGACUUGAAUGCUGCUGAUUUAGCAGCCGCUACUGUCAAAAUACAAGCUGCUUUUAAGGGUUAUAAGGCCAGACAAAUGGUAAAAGCAAAAAAGGAAGAACUGCCCAGCCUAAACUGUGCCAAAGUACAAGAUGCAACUUUAAAGAUACAAUCUGCAUACAGAGGUUUUAAAACAAGAAAAGAGCUAAAGGCAUCUGGAGAGGAUUUGCCUGACCUUAAAGCUGCUGAUGUUGCCGCUGCUACAGUUAAGAUCCAAGCUGUGUUUAAGGGAUAUAAGGCUAGGAAGAUGAUAAAUAAACAUAAGGAAGUGCUACCAAACUUAAACUGUGCACAAGUAAAAGAUGCAACACUGAAGAUUCAAUCUGCUUAUAGAGGUUUUAAAACCAGAAAAGAGCUAAAUGAUUCUGGAGAGGAUCUGCCAGAUCUAAAAGCUCCAGAGUUAGUAAAUGCUGCAUUGAAAAUUCAAGCAUAUUACAGAGGUUUUAAAGUAAGACAAGCAUUUAGACAACAAGAAGCACGUCAAGAUGAAACAGCAGCUAAUAUUGCUGCUGCAGCUCUAAUGGUGAGACUAAAUCAAGACCUUAAAAGUUCAAAAAUGUUAAAAAAUUUGCCUAAAACCCCAUUAACAUCAAUUGAUAUUCCGAAAGAGGAAAUGUUUAGAGCUAGAAAAAUAAAACCAGCACCAGUGGCAAUGAAAAGUAUGGCAAAAAAACCUGCACCUAUAAUAGACAAAUUUCCCACAUCUGUUGGACAAAGAGUUAAAAAAAGCUAUCCGGAAAUUGUAGAUGAAAGAGACCUGAUCAGACGACCAAAGAAAUUACCAGGUCUUCCACCAGAUGUUCUGAAAGAAGAGCGCUCAAGUGAGUUUUCUCAUCAUCCAGCAGAUGUGGUUAUGGCAGCAAUUACACUCCAAAGAUUCUUUAGAAGAAUUGCUGAAAAAAAGAAUAGUUCAAAGAAAAAGCAAAAGGUAAAGAAAAAAAAAUCAGAGGAUAAUGACUCCUCUGACACAGAAUCUAAUUCCUCCAGCUAUGAUACCAGUGAUGAUGAAGAAGAACCUGAAGGAUCUGAAUCUGAUUCAAGUUCAUCAGAAUCUAAUUCACAAGUUAGAAAAGAGCCACCAGAUUCAUCAGAAACAGAGUCAGAAGAUGAGGAAGCAUCAAAUAUCAAUGGAGAUGAUUGUGAAGAAUCUACUCAUCAUUCCAAAACUGGUUCACAUGAAAAGAAAACAGUACGAUUUGAUGAAAUGGCCAGAUCAGCUUUAAUAAUUCAGAGAGCUUUUAGAAACUACAAAAAGAGUAAAGAUAGCUCUAAGUCAGCUGUAAAUAUUCAUCCAACUUCAGGCUUAAAACAGGAUAAACAAAGAACCCCUCUGUGCACUCCAGAUAGUUAUGAUUUACCAGAUCUCAACGAUAAGGAUAUUCUAAAUGCAACUAUCAAGAUACAAUCAACAUUUCGAGGUUUUCAAGUUAGAGACAAAAGGAUAAAGGAAAACAAGGAAGACCUACCAGAUUUGUCAGAAAAAGAAGUUCAGGAUGCAGCUCUGAAGAUUCAGUCUGUUUUUAGAGGUUUCCAGGUUCGACAUCAAAGUAGAAGGAAUGAAGAAGAAUCAUUACCAGAUUUAAAUGAUAAAGAUAUAUUAGAAGCAGCAAUUAAGAUACAGUCAGCUUUUCAAGGGUUUAAGGUUAGGGAUCAAAUAAACAAAAAUGAUGAAGAAUCAUUGCCUGAUCUUGAUGACAUGGAUGUUAAAGAUGCUGUUAUAAAAAUUCAAUCAGCCUAUAGAGGAUUUCAGGCUAGAGAAAAAACAAAGCAAAAAUCAAUUGAGUCUUUACCUGAUCUAAGUGACAAAGAUAUUCUGAAUGCUGCCAUCAAAAUACAAUCUGCAUUUAGAGGGUUCAAGGUUAGGGAACAGCAAGAUAAGAGUAGUGAAAAAGAAUCAUUGCCUGAUUUAACAGACAAAGAUGUGCAGGAUGCUGCCAAAAAGAUUCAAGCUGCAUUCAGGGGAUUCCAGGUGCGUGAUAAAGCAAAACAAACAUCUAAUAAAUCCCUUCCAGAUCUUAAUGAUAGAGAAGUAAUAGAUGCCGCCAUAAAGAUUCAAUCUGCAUUUAGAGGUUUUAAAGUAAGAGAUAAGAAAACUCUAAAUGAGGAAGAAAUAUUGCCAGAUCUAGAAGACAAAGAAGUGCAAGAUGCAGCAAAAAAAAAUCAAACUGCAUUCAGGGGAUUCCAGGUUCGUGAUAAAGCAAAACAAACAUCUAAUGAAUCCCUUCCAGAUCUUAAUGAUAGAGAAGUAAUAGAUGCCGCCAUAAAGAUUCAAUCUGCAUUUAGAGGUUUAAAAGUAAGAGAUAAGAAAGCUCUAAAUGAAGAAGAAAUAUUGCCAGAUCUUGAGGACAAAGAAGUGCAAGAUGCAGCAAAAAAGAUUCAAGCUGCAUUCAGAGGAUUCCAGGUUCGAGACAAAGCAAAACAACCAUCUAUUGAACCUCUACCAGACCUUGAUGACAGAGAAGUACUUGCUGCUGCAAUCAAGAUACAAUCUGCAUUUAGAGGCUUUAAAGUUAGAGAUAAGAAAGCUAUCAUUGAGGAGGAAACUUUACCAGAUCUUGAGGACAAAGAAGUGCAAGAUGCAGCCAAAAAGAUUCAAGCAGCUUUCAGAGGAUUCCAGAUUCGAGACAAAAUAAAAGAGGACUCAUGUGAUGCUCUACCAGACCUUGAUGACCAUGAAGUUUUGGAUGCUGCAAUUAAGAUUCAAGCAGCUUUCAGAGGAUUCCAGGCCAGGGACAAGGCAAAACAAACAUCUGCUGAAUCCUUAAUAGACCUCAAUGACAAAGAAAUGCUAGAUGCCGCCAUUAAGAUACAAUCGGCAUUCAGAGGGUUUAAAGUAAGGGAUCAAAAGACAAAGUGUGAAGAAGAAUCAUUGGUAGAUCUAACAGAUAACGAUUUAAAAGAAGCAGCAAUUAAGAUUCAGUCAGUGUUUAGAGGAUUUCAAGUGAGAGAUAAAGCAAAGAAAAACUCAGUUGAAUCUCUACCAGACCUGAAUGAUCAAGAAGUUUUGGAAGCAGCAAUAAAAAUACAGUCAGUAUUCCGUGGAUUUACAGUAAGGAAAAAAGUCGCCCAUUUAGAAGAUGAUGAAAACGAUGAAUUACCAGAAUUAUGCGAUGCUGAAACUUUAGCAGAAGCUUUAAAAAUUCAAUCUAAAUUUAAGGGACACAAAGGUGGGAAAGUUCACAAAGUGCCUAUGACUCCACAGCCUUCUUUGGACUUUGACAACAUUGCUCCAUGUGCAAUGACUGGCCCAUUAUUCAAUAACUCCAAAAGGGUUCCUCCUGUUCCAACACGUUAUGAUAGUAAGCAAAAUCAAAGUAAAAAUACCUCUCAAAUAGUGCCAAAAGUUCCUUUAUAUUCAGAUGUUCCCAAAUCCCCACUUCCUGCUCGAUCAAACAGACUGAAAGAAGUUUCUAUUCCAAAAGUACCUCAAAAUACAAAAGAGUUGGAUGCUUUUACAGAAACAAAUGAGCAACCAAUUAAACCAUCUGAGUUAGCUCAAUCUCAAGCAAGUGAAGCAGUGAGUUUUCUUCAACAAACUUUGAUAAGAAAAGAAUCUUUACAAAACUUUUUCAAAAAAAAUAGUGAUAUUCCUAGUCCUGUUUCGCCUUCUAAACAAGGGAGAGAUAAAUCUAUUGCUCUAAAUUCUGAGGAUGCUCAGAAUCGAACAAGAAGUAAAUCAAAAGAAAGAGAGAGGAAACCUCUCUCUCUUCCAAUAAAAAAGGAGGAAACAAAGAUAAAAAUAGGAGGAUUUUUUUCUUCUAUGUUUAAAAAAUCAGAGAAAACUAAGGUUAUUGCUCCAUCCUCUGAAAUUUGUUCCCCUCUAAGCAAUCCAAUGAAUAAUGUAGAAUUUAAAUUUAGUGAUAACCCUAAUAAUGAUUUCAAAAAAAAAGAAACCCCUAAAACACCAACAAAGAAGAAGGUGCUCUAUAGAAAAGAAAGUAGUUCUGAUACAGAGUCAGCAGGAAGCGAUGAUAACUUGUCCAGACAAGCAUCCGGAGAUAAUGGAUUAACUAUAGAUAUGUUGCAGGAGAGAACCGUGCAUAAUCAGAAGAAGACAGAGUUUUCAAAUACCCAAUCUAAUGGUACUAUCAUUAACAGCAUUCAAGACAAUGAACAUAGAGAACAAGAUGAAGAUUUGAAGAAAGAUCUCAUUCAUGUUGUUCUCACUGCAGUUGAGCAAAACUGGCUUAAACAAGCGCCCAAACCAACACUGGAUAAAGUCAAGGCACUUCAGGCCCCUGAUUCUGAUCCUGAGCUUGAAAAUUCUGAAAGAAGUACAAGUGAAGCAGAUUAUAUAAAGAAAAAGUUAAAAGCACAGAAGUCCCAGGAUUUAAACAGUGAUGAUGAAGGUGCUCAGCUAUUUAAACAAGAAUCUGCAGAUGGCGAAUUUCCCUAUAUUGAAACAACUCUGCCAGAAGAGCGUAAAGGUAUUGUAACUAUCACACCUUCGAACCAACGACUAUCAGAUUGUAAGCUGACUAGCAUAGAUAGACCUAGAAGUAAUUCUCCUCGGAAACCAGGUAAAUUAGAAGAUUAUUUGCAAGGACAAGAUAAGAAAGGUCCCUCUAGGGAGGGAUCACAAGAUAAAAUUACAGUAAAGCUUCCCAGACAAGAGUCCAAAUCUAAAAUAUUGAAACAAAAAACAGAAAACGAGUCUUGGGAUGAUUUUUCUGCAGCUGGGUUGCAAAGUCAGAAAAGAUCAUCAACUAAAACUAUCAAUGUUUGCAAAACUCAUUCAACUAUAGGGAAACAAGACUGGGUGGAUUGUGAAAAAUUACCAGAAACAAAGAAGACAGUAAAAAAGUACAGUUCAGAGGGAAGUAAACAAAAAGCUUCUGAUGCCAAAGAGUCCUCACUGCAAACCAUGUCUGGGACCCAGAUUGUUUCCCCUGAAGAAUGUUCAUGUGAUUGUCACCAUGAUACACCUCCCAAGAUACUAUCUCCAACCACAACUGAUCCUAAACCAGCCAGUAUUUUUAAUACAGGAGGUACAAAGCCUAAAACAAACCCUAGAACAUCAUCAGUCACAGCUCGGACCAAACCAAUCCCAUCUCAAGGCAAGGGGUUGGGUUCAAGAGCACUACCAUCAGCCUGCAGCAACAAAAAGAAACCAUCUUGCCCUCCCCCUGUUCCUAUUCGUACCACUAGUGUGACAAACCCAUCUAAACACAGUGCAAGAGAAAUCUCCACAAAUACCCGCGUAGUAAGAGAUGGGGCAGGAAGAGUCCUUGAGAAGACUGUUACAAAAACUUCUGCAGUGAGGAGGCAAGAGCCAAAACCUUCCAGAGAUUUUGUAAAACGAUCAAGCACAAUUUCAUCAGUAGAUGGAUCUGUUGAUUUGAAGUGAAGAUAAAGGUUUAACAACACAAUGGAUCAAAACAGAAAAUCUUGUUUAGUUUUGUUUCUCUUAAUGUGUUGUACAUUGAAUACCUCCAUAUUGAUCUUUAUUUUUUGAAAUUUGUGAUUUUUACUUAAAUCUUCAUAUCAGCAUCUUAAUUCUCUUUCACUGAAUAUUUUGAUGAUUCAUGAGUACUUUUCUAACGAACCUAAACUUCUUUUCAUUUUCAAUUAAUAAAAAAUUAAAAUCAAAAAUCAACUGCAUUUGAAAAUCCAAUUUCUAUGAAAUUUGAAGAAAAAAAUUUUGUUCUGCUAAAUUUUGUUGCAUUUCCAUCAGUCAAAUAUAAUGCGUGUACAAAAAUAUCAAGAGGUUUUUUAGAACUGGGAAAUUUUGAAUGAACAGAAUUAGUUAAACUCAUUAUUUGUGAGAAGAUUAGAUGUUACUCAAAAAUCUUCUUAGUAAUAUUCUUCGAAAGUUUUAGUAAAAGAGUUUAGCUAAUCAUCUUAUGAAAAUUCAAUUUUUCUAAGUCCCAGCUUUGAAAAAAAAAAUCGGAGGAAAGGUUAUUUUUAAAAAAGAAACUGGAUU
Messenger RNA from Eurytemora carolleeae, 10849 nucleotides. RefSeq lists its product as uncharacterized. NCBI's taxonomy places the organism in Eukaryota, Metazoa, Arthropoda, Copepoda, Calanoida, Temoridae. Gene Ontology annotation, cellular component: spindle pole. The record is from RefSeq and is a predicted model, not a curated record. Gene Ontology annotation, biological process: establishment of meiotic spindle localization; spindle organization; mitotic cell cycle. Gene Ontology annotation, molecular function: protein binding.